CACAGAUACCGCAAGUCAGUGGAAGAAUUACAGAAGAACUCGGAUAAGAAAGUUGCCCUGUUGACCAAUGCUACCAAGAAGGCAGAAACUAUUGUAUGUAUGAUCUUUAUAAUUCUUAGUGUUGGGAAAAAGUGGUGAGAGUUUCGAAGCAAUCAGUAACUCUAUCCUUUGUCGAAGCGAGUGUUCAUGUUCUUAGCUUAACAUUAAUCUGAGGAAGUUGAACCUUCACAAAAUAGAAUAAACACCCGCUAAUAAGAACCUGUGGAUUAAGGACCUGCUGGCAGAAAUUUGGCAUUUUAAUACCCAAAAAUGUAAGAACCUGUUUAGCCAAGAAAAAUCAAGCAGGUUCUUGUAUCUGUCUUACAGGUAGAUACUGUAAAGAUAAACAUUUUGACCAAGGAGUUUGACUUCGAGAUUGCCAAGUGAUAUUACAAGAAGGUACUCACACCAAACUGUAAUUACAGAUAGGAGUAUUACUGUAGUUCAUACAACGAAAAAAAAGUUUAUAAAAAGUACAGAUUGUAAUUGUCUUCAUGAUGUUUGCAUGAAGGUUUGCAAUGUACAGUUGUAUUUAAGGACCAAACUCUCAAGUUUCGCAAUUUUUCUGGUAGUCAACAAUUAUAAUAUCUCCUUCAUAGAAAUGAAGAACCUAAUAAAGAACGUUCUUAGCCUAAAUUACUAAUAACUACCCCCCCAAAAAAGAGCCUUUUUUGCCAGGCCUCAAAUAAUGUAGGUUCUUAUUAGCUGGUGUUUACUCUUCCGUGCAUUUUCUACCCCUCAAUUCGCAAAAAUGAACGUUCACAGUUUUGUUUAUCAUCCUCUUAAAAAUUUUCCGUUUGAGAUUGGGCGAGAUUAGUACAAUAAUAAUAUGGCGUGAAUGCUCUACUUUGCAACACACGGAUUUCGACUGAGCGUGCUCCGUCCUUGUCAACGAUCUCAAGUGCUCAACGAAUUAAAACUAUGGAACAAGCUCGAGUUGGAUGAAUUAACUGCUGUGAAAGACAGUUUCAAACUUACUUCCACCCAGAUGCUCUCUAUUGGCCCGUCACUUGAAGAUAACGUCAACAUUGGUCUAGCGAUGGUAGAACCUUUAGUGCAACCAUUUACGUUUAAUGGCGUUCGCCACGUUUCAUCAAGCGCCGCGUUUGGUUUACGUUCUACAGUGUAGAAGAUUUCCUGUGCAAAUGCCUUGUUUACAUGCACAUAUUAAUCGAGCCAAUGUUACUUCUUUUUAAAUGUAAACUUUACUCACUCCUUCUAUAGAUCAACAACCAAAAGGAACAGAUCACUAAACUGCAAUCAAAGCUGGAUAACCUGACCAACGCAGUUGCUGAUAUGAAAGCCCGUAUGGAUCCACUCAAUAAGGAAGUGAUGGAGCGCCAUGUUAUCGGUCUUUGCAUUGAAAUAGUUUUAAUUCUUCUU
This is a messenger RNA of Porites evermanni, 1422 nucleotides long. The record is from the annotation of a GenBank genome assembly. NCBI's taxonomy places the organism in Eukaryota, Metazoa, Cnidaria, Anthozoa, Scleractinia, Poritidae.